AUGCUGUCUCUCCGAGCCUUUACGCGCGCUGCGCCUCGCACCUUCUCCCGCUCUUUGUCCACCGCGGCCCGGCCUGCUGCUCGUCCCCUGUCGGCCGCCAUCCAGCGACCCAGUCUGCUGGCUUCGACCCAGAAAUCCAUUGCUAAGCAGGCUUAUCCGGCUUUCUCGACGGCACGGAUCCUGCGGGAACCGGCUGGCGAAGGUGAUGUCGAACUCAUUGCCAAGUUUGAAGAGGAACUGAGACACGAGAAAGCCUCUGGACUUGACGGAUUGGAAGCGUCCGUCGAGAACGUCAAGCUCCUGCUCGAGAAUGGCCCUUGGGAGGUGAAGGAUGUUCCGGGAGAGCAGGAAGUUGUGUUCAGCCGGAAAUUUGGCAAUGAAGACAUCCGUGUCACUUUCACCGUCGCCGAUCUCCAGAACGUCACCGAGCAGCCCGAGUUCGAUGACGCCCUGUCCGAUGAGGCUGAUUAUGCCGACCACUCCCACUCCGUGAACCAGAGCCGAUCGGGCCAGGGCAAUGUUGGUGUCCACCCUGAGGACCGCGUCUCGCCCGCCGACCGCGAGUAUGACGAGUUGGGGGAGCCCAGCUUCCCUGCGCGCGUCAAUGUGACCAUUGAGAAGCCCGGCGCCGGCGCUCUGCUGAUCCAGACCGUUGCCCAGGAUGGCGUCUUUGAGGUCGAGGAGGUCUCGUACUUUGCCAAGCCUGAUCUGGCCCACGCUCAGACGGCCGAGAAGGACUGGACUCGCCAGAGCCUGUAUGCCGGCCCUCCGUUCGAGAACCUGGACGAGGACCUGCAGAACUACUUCGAGCGCUACCUAGAAGAACGGGGCAUCAACUCGGAGCUCGCCAACGUGAUCCCCGACUACAUCCAGGUCAAGGAACAGAAGGAAUACGUCCGCUGGCUCGAGAAUGUCAAGAACUUCGUUGCCGCAUAA
This is a messenger RNA of Rasamsonia emersonii CBS 393.64, 936 nucleotides long. RefSeq names its product Regulatory protein SUAPRGA1. Gene Ontology annotation, biological process: cytosolic ribosome assembly. Gene Ontology annotation, cellular component: mitochondrial matrix. The record is from RefSeq and is a predicted model, not a curated record. The transcript is spliced from 5 exons. The coding region runs from base 1 to 936 and encodes 311 amino acids. NCBI's taxonomy places the organism in Eukaryota, Fungi, Ascomycota, Eurotiomycetes, Eurotiales, Trichocomaceae.